UCGCCUCAAGUUGGUCGGGCUGGAGGGCGGAGAGGAAGGGAGAGCCAUGGAGAAGAGCCGGCGGCCCGUGGUGGUGACGGGGUUUGGCCCGUUUGGGGAACAUUCCGUCAACGCCAGCUGGAUAGCGGUUCAGGAACUGGAGAAAAUGGGCCUCCGGGAAGAUGUGGACCUGCAUGUCUAUGAAAUCCCCGUGGAGUACCAGGCCGUGCAGAGACUCAUUCCUGCCCUGUGGGAGAAGCACAGUCCGCAGGUACCUCUGCGAUUUCACCUACUACACGUCCCUCUACCAGAGCCACGGCCGGUCGGCCUUUGUGCACGUGCCCCCGCUGGGCAAACCUUACAGCGCCGAGCAGCUGGGCCGGGCGCUGCGGGCCAUCAUCGAGGAGAUGCUCAACGUGCUGGAGCUCUCCGAGAGCAGCAUCAACUGCCACAACGAGCACUGAGCCCGGGCGCGCCCCGUCGCCCCUGCUGUUGCACUUCCCCGGCGGCUGCGGAGGAGCCGCCCCCGCGCAGAGGGCCGAGGCCGGGAGAAGAACCGGCUCCGGCCCGCCUUCCUCGCCCUCCCCGCUGCAAAGGCCCCUCCCGGCUCCGUCGUGCCACUGAGGCCCCCACCCCGCUUGGGCCCCGGAGGAGCCACCUGGGCAGCGGGGAGGAGGUGGCCCCGGCAGGGUGAUUUGACCCCCCUGCUAGCUCUGACGCGGGGGGGGGGUCUGGUUGCCAGUGGAGCGCCGCAGGUGUCCCCCGUCGCCGUGCAGCUCAAAGCAGCAGGUGACAUGUCUGUCUCGCCAUGGGGCUGGCGGUGCUCCCCCUUCGCGCAGGGAGGACGGAGCCGCCCCCAAAGGGGUUCGUAGCGCGCCCUGUCGGGGGCCACCCCGUGCAGCUCGCCUCAAGGGGCCGAUCUGUUCUUGUUACGGCGAACUCCCCUCCUCCUCUCGCCACUCCACACCAAAUACCUGGGUGGCAUUUUUUUAAAAAAUGGCAUUUUUUUUAAAAAGAAAAACUCACCUUGACUACUGCCUUUUCCGAAUUUGGCAACCGAGUACCUUGGCGCCUGCAACGCACAGCUUCUGUUCUGUUUUGAGACUCUUCCAAGAAGCUGGAGGAACCUGCCCCGCGACCCCAGGAGCAGGGGGUCUCUCCCUCUCCCUCUCUCCCCGCCCCUCUCUGCUCUGCUCAUUGCACACUUCAGCCCCCUUUCCCAGUGCCUCAAGCUACAUGUUGCUCACUCGCCCCUUCGUACCUUAGAAAAAGACGAGAGGCUUUCUCUGGAAACCUUUUUUCGGCUCUGCUAGCAGGAGAGAUUCCGUGGAUUUAGGGCAGGGCAAAGGUGUGUUCAGACCCUUCUCUCCCUGGCCGAACCUCCUUCAACUGGACCGCUGGGGCAGGGGGCACCCUGCCCCGCAUCCAGCCCAGGUGCUUCUCUGGAGUUCUUCCGGGUGCUGUCAUCCUCGGUGACACGUGCAGAGCAGGUGCCCUUGGCCACCUCGGCCGAACGAAAUGCCGCACUUUGGAAGCCAGGUGGACUGGGUCGUGCCAGCGGGUCACAAGCAGAGGGUUGGUCUCAGUCUGUCUUUGAAACCGGCGGAGACUGAAUCUCACUCUAAAUGGAGUUCGGGACUGGUUAGCUGAUGAAGAACCGGGGAGCAGCCUCCCGUGGGGUGUGCAGCCAGCCGCAUUUGCUUCCCAGAACCGUGGACUCCAGCCAGGUGGCUUGCCAUCGAAAUGCAGCCGUCCACACAGGACGAAAGUCUUUGAGAGAAGUGCAGCCACACCGUGGAAAGAAACUUCUUGAGCGCUCGCUUGUCUUCCACUGGUCUCGCUAUUUGAAUUGUUCGUUCGGAGUUUUUUGACCUCGAAGCUAUGACUGGUUCUGCUCUUAUAGUAUCUCUCAGUGAGAGGCCCCCCCCCCCGCCCCCCAUGUCUGUUUGCAAAACCCGGGGAAUUUGGGUUGCAAGAGGGGGCUGCAAAGGGUUGCAAUGGGCCCAUGUAAUUUCUGGCCAGCCUUCCCGGGAAAAUGGCAGGCACGGUGUCUUUCGUGCUAGGAAAUUCCAAUUCUGAGCUCCCUUGGGUUGAUGACAUCUGCAAACUUUAUCUGUCCCCUUUAGUAAUUUAUUUUAUUUAACGUUUUUGUCCUGGCACAGACGGCUUCUGCACUCUUCUCUUUUUCAGCCAAGGUGGGGAUGGCAUAUUUUUUUCGUCCUCCAAGCCGUUUGUUGGUGGACUGCAUCACAAGGAUGUUCUUGAACCUUGUUUAUUUUUUAAUAAUUCCUCGGGGGAGUCUCGCUUUUUAUUCUGUCGUAGCAAAAGAGCAGGUCUUGUGGCACCUUAAAAACUUAACAAAUUUAUUCCAGCCCACUUCAUCAGAUGCCUGGAAUACUGGGGAGGGUGGCAGGUGGUUAAUAAGUUCUAACGUCUUGAUUUAAAAAAAAAUAACAAUGUUCACCCAUGAAGUAGCAGUGCCAGGACUGGCAGAGUCAGCACGAAGCUCCUUUUGUGAGCGGGAGUUGCUCUGGGGGAAUUAAUCCCUCCGGCAACAAUACCUUAUUCUCGCAAUGCAAGGAGUCAUUUUCCUGGGACCCACGGCUGCUCCUGGCAGAUGGAGAGUUGUCAAACUGCUUUCUUGUUACGGGUGGGCAAAGCAGGCUGAACUUUUGGGCUCUUCAAGGAUGCAUCUCUGAGCAUAAAACAGGUUCUCUGGGUGCCUGCGGUGCAUCGCAAAGAAGACGACAGCCCCUUGCAAACUGAAACGUAUUUUCCAAAGGGUUUGCCUAAGCAUCGGGGACUCCUCCUCGCCAGUUCCCCCCCAGUGAGUGCGGGUUUGGCAUGCAAACUGGAAACACUUCCUACUCCCUGCAUCGGAUGCAGCACACCACGGUCUCCAGAAGCCCCUGCCAGGAUACCGCAUGCGUGUAUAGGGAGUUGCAGGCCAUUGCCUCCUGCCUAGGGUUGCAGGUUAAAUGUGUUAACUUUUACGGUGCCAGAAGGCAGGUGCCACAUGGAGCACCUCCGAAGCUCUGCUCAGGAUGGCUGGCAGGGGAACAGGUGGUGGGGCUUGUGCCCCCGGAUGCUUUGCACGUGAGUGCCAACUUCCGUGCUGGGAGGAUCAACACCGUGGAGCCGGUCGGGGUUUGGUUGUCCCACUGCAGUCCCCUAAAAUAAAUAGGGUAGGCCAGGUUAGGGUUGUCGAGGCUCGGGUGAAUGCUGGGGUGCGGGGAUGAGAAUUCCCACGUUUUCUGCAAACCUCGGAGGGAACUCUUCGAGUUCUGAGUUGCUCGCACCUAGCUCUGCAAAACCUCUUCUGCAUCUUUUUAAAGACACCCCUGCAAGGCUGUGCAGGUGCAGUUGGCUUUCCCAGUGCUUCCUCCCCUUUGGUUCCCCGUUUUAAAAUCGACAUUUUCUUGGCGGUCAUCCUAUCUUGCGAGGGGGUGGGGGCCCUUAAAACUGAGCUGGACAAAUGGGCAGUGCUGUCCUGGUGGGGUGGGGGGCUGCCAAGGCUGAUUCCCACAGUUCCUGCCGCCACAGCCAGUGCUUUGACUCGAUCCCUGAAGGAAAAGGGCCGGUGGGGCCCCCCAACAGUGCAAUACAAGUGGCCUUCCCCAGCCCGGUGCCCUGCAGCUCCCAGCAUUCCCUGCCAGGGGCGUGCUGACGGGGGCCUCUGGGCAGGCCUUCCGGAAAGUACGGAGUUGGAGAUGUUCCUCAUUUAUUUUUUUUCCAGCACUCUGAAUUGAUUGCAAUCUGUUUUUAGUAUGUUUAACUGACUUAUAUAUAUAUUUAGUAAACAAAAUUUUAAAGUA
Molecule: messenger RNA, 3794 nt
Organism: Varanus komodoensis (Komodo dragon)
Lineage: Eukaryota; Metazoa; Chordata; Lepidosauria; Squamata; Varanidae
Gene: PGPEP1
Product: pyroglutamyl-peptidase I
Exons: 4
Coding region: 47-673 (208 amino acids)
Biological process (GO): proteolysis
Cellular component (GO): cytosol
Molecular function (GO): pyroglutamyl-peptidase activity
Source: RefSeq, a predicted model, not a curated record